Messenger RNA from Entamoeba dispar SAW760, 1977 nucleotides. RefSeq lists its product as uncharacterized. NCBI's taxonomy places the organism in Eukaryota, Evosea, Mastigamoebida, Endamoebidae. The record is from RefSeq and is a predicted model, not a curated record. The coding region runs from base 1 to 1977 and encodes 658 amino acids. The transcript has a single exon.
AUGAAGACAUUAGAACCAUUUUAUUUAUCCAUUGUUGCAUUAUACUUAAAAGGAACAACAACGUUUCAAUUAUUUCUAAAAGUUAGUAAGAAUUGUGAAAAUGCUAUUAAAAUGCUUCAUAUUAAUCCAUAUAAUGUGGUGGCAUAUCUUCCAUAUUUAAUAAAAGUUAUUCCAAAUAUUAGUGCUUUAUAUAUUAAUGCUUUAGAAGCACAAGAUUUAUUAACAAGUAAAGAAGUUGAAAUGAUAACAUGGAUCGAUUCAACAAAAAAUCAAUGCGACAUAUCUAAAUUAAAUGAAACAAUAUCUGAAAAGGUUUUAAAUGUAAGAAUAAACAAUUCUCAAAUACAAUUUCUUUAUAAACUAAAAAAUGUUCAAAAAGUUAUUAUUGAACAAAUUAAUAAUAUUAAUGAACAAAAUAUUGCAAUUUUAAAACAUUUACAAAGUUUAAAAAUCUUAGUGUUAUAUUUCAAAAAGAUUAAUCAAGAAAGUAUUGAUUUAAUUGUUAGAUAUUCUCAACAACAAUCAUUUGUUGUUAUUAAUAUUGUAGUAGAUAAUUAUUUCAAUAGAAUUGGAGAAACUAAGAAUAUUCAUUAUUUUAAUCAUAUUAAACAAGAAAAAGUUAUGUUAGGUGAAGAAGUUAUAACUUUUAAUAAUUGUAUUCUUGAUGAAGAAACAUUCCAAUUUAGAUUAAACAAAUAUUCAAUAAAUAGAAUAAAAGAACUUAUUAUUGAAACAGAUAUUUUAGAUAUUAAGUCAUUGUGUUUAAAUAACUAUAUAAUUUCUAAAUUAUCAAUAACAAUUCAUAAAGGAUGUACAUUUUUUUUAAAACUUCCUUCUAAAUUAGAAGAAUUAAAUAUUAAUGCACCAAAGUGUAUUAUUUUGAUGAAAGAUACUAAAGAUUGGAAAAUUAGACGAAUCUCAAUAAAAUGUGAUAUUAGAAUAGUUGAUAAUGAAUUUAAAGAAGUAUCUAAAACACAAUUAAUAAAUAUAAACGAGGUUAUUAAUUAUUUUAAAUUUAUUUCAUAUAAUGGAAAGUAUAGAUUCAAUGGAGUAUGUAACUUAGUAACAUUACAUCUUGAAUGUGCUUUUGAUUUCCUUGAAUUAGAAAAUCAACACAAUAGUAUGAGGUGGUAUAAUCAUAAUAUUGUAGAAUGCAUAAUUGUUAAUAGAUGGUGUAAUUGUACUAUCAAUUGUCCAUUUAGUUUUAUAUAUUCAAAAUUUUGGUUGGAAUCUGGAGCUUAUGAGAUGACUUCAAUAGAGAAUGAUAAUGAAAAAAUAAUUGCUAGUCCAUUAAUUGCAAAAAUGGAUGAUUAUUAUUUGAAAGAGCAUGGAUUGAUUAAAAGUCGGGAUAGUAAUACUUCUUAUAAAAAGAUUUUAAUAAGAUAUAACACUAGACCAUAUGUCCUAGAAUUGACUGAUGGUUUAAAGAAGUUAAAAUGCCAAGUCAUGAGAUGUUUUGAAAUGGACUAUGGUGACUAUAAUUAUUUCUUAAAGCAUGGUGUGUAUGUACUUAAAAGUAAAAACUUAAAUAAACUAGAUCUUAAAUCUAGUAUAAAACACAUUUUAAAUUUAUUAAUUGGAGAUAAAAAAAGAAUAGUAGAUAAUGAAUAUAAUCUUGAAAUCAGAACAGGACAAGAUUAUAUAUUCUUUAAUGACUUUCUUGCUGGAUAUGGAAAUAAAAACAAUAAACGUGGAGCAAUAAAAAUUCCUGUUGAUCAAGAUGAAACUGCCAUUAUUUAUUACAGUAAUUCACUUUCUAUAAUUGAUAACUCUUAUCAAACAGCAACUGACAAUAACCAAAAGGUUUUAUACAAAGACUCAUUAAAAGAGAACAAAUACAAACCAAAUGAGAUAAAAAGAUUACUCAAAGAAAAUAAAAAAGAACAAGUACUUGAAUUGUUAGAUUAUGAAAAAGAAGAUGAUGAAGAUAUUGAGUGUCUUGAUGAAGAGGCUGAACAAUAUUUAUGGAAAGAAUAA